This is a messenger RNA of Calypte anna (Anna's hummingbird), 2022 nucleotides long. It is a transcript of the gene COLGALT2, whose product is annotated as collagen beta(1-O)galactosyltransferase 2. Gene Ontology annotation, molecular function: procollagen galactosyltransferase activity. NCBI's taxonomy places the organism in Eukaryota, Metazoa, Chordata, Aves, Apodiformes, Trochilidae. The record is from RefSeq and is a predicted model, not a curated record.
GGGGCGGCCGGCGUGCUCCAGCAUCAUGGCUGCGAGCGGCGGAGUCCGCGCCUCCCGUCCUCUGCUCCUCAUCCUCCUCCUUCUUCUCCUGGGAGGCUGUGGGGCUAUUUUACCCCCGGAACCUCCACCCCCGAGUCCCGAACCUCAACCUCAAGCCGAAUCGGCUCUGCAAAAACCCAGCGUGUUACUCGCCAUCAUCGCCCGGAACGCGGUCCACACGCUGCCCCAUUUCUUAGGCUGUGUGGAGAGGCUGCGCUACCCCAAGGACAGGAUCGCCCUCUGGGUAGCCACUGACCACAGUGUUGAUAAUACCACAGCAGUCCUCAGAGAGUGGCUGAAGAAUGUGCAGCACCUCUACCAUGAUGUGGAGUGGAGGCCAUUGGAAGACCCCCAGUCUUACCCAGAAGAAAUUGGGCCAAAGCAUUGGCCAAAGUCCCGCUUCACUCAUAUAAUGAAACUCCGACAGGCUGCCCUAAAUGCUGCAAGAGAGAAGUGGGCAGACUACAUCCUGUUUAUUGAUGCAGACAAUUUACUGACCAACCCCCAAACCCUGAACUUGCUGAUAGCAGAAAACAAGACCUUGGUGGCACCAAUGCUUGAGUCUCGCUCUCUCUACUCUAACUUCUGGUGUGGCAUCACUCCUCAGGGCUAUUAUAAAAGGACCUUGGAUUAUCCCCUGAUUCGGGAGUGGAAGAGGACAGGCUGCUUUGCUGUCCCAAUGAUUCAUUCCACAUUCCUCAUUGACCUGAGGAAAGAGGCCUCCAACAAGCUGAUGUUCUACCCACCCCACCAGGACUACACUUGGAGCUUUGAUGAUAUCAUGGUCUUUGCCUUCUCCAGUCGCCAGGCAGGAGUACAGAUGUUCAUCUGCAACCGGGAGCACUAUGGGUUCCUUCCCAUGCCCCUGAAAUCUCACCAGACCCUGCAGGAGGAAACUGAGAACUUUGUGCACACACUCAUCGAGGCCAUGAUUGAUCGUCCUCCCAUUGAACCCUCACAGUAUGUCUCAGUUCCUCCAAAGAACCCUGACAAGAUGGGAUUUGAUGAAAUUUUCAUGAUCAAUCUGAAGCGUAGGAAAGACAGGAGGGAUCGGAUGCUGCGGACUCUCUACGAGCAGGAGAUUGCAGUCAAGGUAGUGGAGGCUGUGGAUGGAAAGUGAGUUUCAGCUGGGGUUUUAAAAGGAGUCAGCAUUGAUAUGCUCCCAGGUUACCAGGACCCAUACUCCUCCAGGACCACUCACACCGGGGGAGAGAUUGGCUGCUUCCUCAGCCAUAUUACAUCUGGGAAGAGGGUGGUGAACAGAGAGCUGGAGAAGACCCUUGAUAGAGGACACGUGCGCUUCGACACCAGUUCAAAAGGAAAGCUCCUGAAGCUGAUGGCUGACAUUGAACAAGCCCAGCUGGACUGGGAGCUUAUCUACAUUGGCCGGAAAAGGAUGCAGGUGCAGGAGCCUGAGAAAGCAGUUCCCAAUGUCAUGAACCUGGUGGAAGCUGACUACUCCUACUGGACCUUGGGUUAUGCAAUCUCUUUACAAGGGGCUAAGAAACUCAUCAGAGCAGAGCCUUUCAGCAAGAUGCUGCCUGUAGAUGAAUUUCUGCCAGUCAUGUACAACAAGCACCCUGUAGCAAAGUACAUGGAGUACUAUGAGUCCAGAGACUUGAAAGCCUUUUCAGCAGAACCCCUCCUUGUUUACCCCACCCACUACACUGGGCAGCCAGGCUACCUCAGUGACACAGAGACCUCAACCAUCUGGGACAAUGAGACAGUGUCAACAGACUGGGACAGAAGACACUCCUGGAAAUCCCAGAAGCAGGAGAAGAUCCACAGCGAUGCCCAGAGCAAGGAUGCCCUGCCUUCCCAGUCAUCUCUCAACACCCCAUCCUCCAGGAUGAGCUAUGACUGCUUCUGCUUCUGCUGAGGACUCUCCUGGCAGCUGAACCUGCCUCACACUUUAGCUUUUCACCCUUGGAAGUUGUAGAGCAGCUCUUCAUGUGGUCUUCCUCCCAUAGCUUGGAAUGGCAA